Messenger RNA from Phytophthora megakarya, 1698 nucleotides. NCBI's taxonomy places the organism in Eukaryota, Oomycota, Peronosporomycetes, Peronosporales, Peronosporaceae. The record is from the annotation of a GenBank genome assembly.
AUGAAGGACCCAAGUCCCAGAGAACAGUCGCUGGUAGAGUGCGCUUUCAUAGCCACAGCCCGGAGCAUACCUAGGUGCUCCUCGGUGGGUGAAGCAUUCGCGACGACGCGCUCGAGGUCCGGGCGGAGCAAUAUCGCGGAAGAAUUGGCCACAGAAUCCAGAACCGACCACUUAGAAUCUGUCGACCCCGGAGCUUACGAGCUGGGAACCGAAGGCGCAGAAGAGGGGCCGGCAGCCAGCCCCCAGGGCCCCGACUCCCAAGACUCCGAGGAAGAUCCCGAGGACGUCCGUAGGGAACGAUUGAGGAGGAUCUGUUCCCACCAGGCGCACGACCCCGGACUAGCACCCCUGGUGAGUUUCCUCCGAAACGAAACAGAGCAAUUGUCUCUGAGGCAGACAACGCACCUGGCCAAGGUAGCAGACCAGUUUGUACUGGACUUCCGGGACGCGUUGUUCUACUCCCCCAAGACCUCCAAGAAGAUAUUCUACACCAUUGUCACGCAGACCUCCAAGGCGCUCACCAGGGACACGGAGCGAUACGUCAAAGAGUGCGUGGAUUGUGUCACGGCUAAGGGGCUACCCCGGAACCCAGGCUCAUCACCCGGCAAUUUGCUGGCUACGCGGCCGUUCCAAGUCGUCUCUAUGGAUUUCGUCAUACCGUUGCCUCAGGCAAUCCGGGGAAACACAGCACUACUCUUGUUCCAGUGCGCGUUCUCGAGGUUCGUCAUGUGCAAAGCCAUGGUGAACACGGAAGCCCAAGAUGUGGCCGAAGCUUACGAAGAGUGCGCGUUCCGGAGGUUCGGGGCCAGCAAAAUGAUCCGCCACGACCGAGACCCACGGUUCAUGGGUCGGGCUAAUGGACAGCAGGAGAGGUCAGUGCAGACAGUGAUCCGAAGUGUCAAGGCGUACGUCCAGACGGGAGACCAGAGUGACUGGGACGAGUUAGCCGAAAAGCUCAUGUGGGCACUGAACACCUCCUUCGCCUUUGCCCGACUCGAUACACCAUUCUACUUAGUGCAUGAUUGGGACGCCCAGGGCACCAUCCAACGCCAAGUCGAGUACGCCCGGGCCUGGGCCCGGGACCUCCAAGCAAAAGCCAAAAGCCGCCGAGCCGAGGACCAUAACCGGAAAUGGAAACAGCUCACGGACCGGCUCAAGGAAGGCUUCGAGGUCGGGGAUUCAGUUUGGCUCUACCUAGCGCGAGUUUGCCCCGGGCUCACCAAGAAGCUGGCUCAUCUUUGGCACGGUCCAUUCCGGAUCCUGGAAAAAGGUAGCGACUACCGAUACCGCCUCCAGGUCGAAGGGACCGAGUACCGAUUUUACCCCUGGGUCCAUGUCAGCCGGCUAAAGCCCCGAACUAAAUACCCGGAGCGGCCCUCGGAGGCCAUGAAUAUCCCGGAGGAGGACGACUUCGACGCCGCAUUGCUCCGUGAAGAUAGCUGGGAGCCCGACGAAGGUUCUGGGGAGUACAAAGUGGAGGCAAUACUCGAUGUGCGAUGGGUUACCCGGACCCGCACUAGUCGGCGCGUCAAAGAAUACCAAGUGAAAUGGAAAGGGUACGAAGUGCCGGACUGGGUCCCCCAGAGACACCUCAAUUGCGGGAGGCGCCUCUAUGAGUUCGACCAAGGAGAACGAGCCCGCGUGCGUUUCCAGGCCAUGCAGUCUGGAGACGAGCUCCCGGGCGAAGAAGUCCGGUAG